This is a messenger RNA of Lentinula edodes (shiitake mushroom), 729 nucleotides long. RefSeq names its product cyclophilin-like domain-containing protein. The record is from RefSeq and is a predicted model, not a curated record. The transcript has 3 exons. Lineage: Eukaryota; Fungi; Basidiomycota; Agaricomycetes; Agaricales; Omphalotaceae. Gene Ontology annotation, biological process: protein peptidyl-prolyl isomerization. Bases 1 to 729 code for a protein of 242 amino acids. Gene Ontology annotation, molecular function: peptidyl-prolyl cis-trans isomerase activity.
AUGGUCCAUUGUUUCUUCGACAUUUGCAUCAGCUCUUCCAGGGAUUUUUCUUACUCGAGAUACACCGCCCAAAAAACCAGCUACGAGCGAACGGCUGCGAUUCUUUUGGAAAAUGCUACCAACUAUGGCCUCCCCAAUAGACCGGAAGAGUUGAAUGCAGAGCAGCGGGAAAUUCUACAAAGAGUCUCUGGCGACAAAGGCAGCAAUUUGGUCUUUGAGCCUCCCCACGCACCGGUUGUAGGCCGACUUGUAUUUUCGUUGUAUGACGAACCAGAUAUGAAGGAACUCCGGGACAACUUUGUGAAAUUGUGUACUGGAGAGCUGGGAAUGUGUAAAAGUGCCCCCAAAAAACCGCUCUGGUAUAAAGGUGUUAGGAUUCAUAGAAUUGUCAAGGACUACAUCGCUCAAGGUGGCGAUGUAACGCGAGGAGACGGGACUGGUGGUGAAUCAAUAUACGGUGGAAAAUUCAACUCGUCUCCAAUCGCCCUUUCUGUCCCCCCCAAGUUUGGUUCGCUCGCACUCGCCAAUGCUGGCCCUAAUACCAAUACAUCGCAGUUCUUUGUCGUGCUCAGUGGAGCGGAGAGUCAGCUGGCGAGAAUUCGCGGCAAGUACGAUGUAUUUGGUGAAGUUGUCGAUGGUUGGCAGGUUUUGGAACAAUUAAAUAAAGUUGGGACGGCAGAUGGGGAUGUCUUGUGUGAUGUUUGGGUAGAUGACUGUGGGGUCUACUAG